Messenger RNA from Balaenoptera musculus (blue whale), 1121 nucleotides. It is a transcript of the gene TMEM50A, whose product is annotated as transmembrane protein 50A. Gene Ontology annotation, biological process: protein targeting to vacuole; late endosome to vacuole transport via multivesicular body sorting pathway. The record is from RefSeq and is a predicted model, not a curated record. Bases 137 to 670 code for a protein of 177 amino acids. The transcript has 7 exons. Lineage: Eukaryota; Metazoa; Chordata; Mammalia; Artiodactyla; Balaenopteridae.
CUCAGGCUGUGCCUUGCUGGACCCUUCCUGGCCACUUCCUGCUGACUCGUGUCCGGCCGGCGGCGGGAGAGGGCGACCUCCUCCGCACUCCGGACAGCGCCCUCCCCGGCACGUCACAGGAUCCCUGAAACUCAGCAUGCCCCCCUACUUGAGAGCUGCAGAAACUGACACCCCGGAAGGAGUUGACCUGAAAAAAAUGUCUGGAUUUCUAGAAGGCUUGAGAUGCUCAGAAUGCAUUGACUGGGGGGAAAAGCGCAAUACUAUUGCUUCCAUUGCUGCUGGUAUCCUAUUUUUUACAGGCUGGUGGAUUAUCAUAGAUGCAGCUGUCAUUUAUCCCAGCAUGGAAGAGUUCAACCACUCCUACCAUGCCUGUGGUGUUAUAGCAACCAUAGCCUUCCUAAUGAUUAAUGCAGUAUCGAAUGGACAAGUGCGAGGUGAUAGUUACAGUGAAGGUUGCCUGGGUCAAACAGGUGCUCGCAUUUGGCUGUUCAUUGGUUUCAUGUUGGCCUUUGGCUCUCUGAUCGCAUCUAUGUGGAUUCUUUUUGGAGGGUAUGUUGCUAAAGAAAAAGCCAUCGUAUACCCUGGAAUUGCUGUAUUUUUCCAAAAUGCCUUCAUCUUUUUUGGAGGACUCGUUUUUAAGUUUGGCCGCACUGAAGACUUGUGGCAGUGAAAACAUCUGAUUUCUUACUGCAGAGAAGUCCUGCAUGGGUUUGUUUUUUUUUCCACUACUCACUCCCAGUCUUUUGUAAUGCCAUUUUCUAAACUUCUUUCUGAGUGUAGUCUCAACUUAAAUUUGUAUAAUACUAAAAUCAUGAGAACUCCCUAUUUAAACAACAACAACAACAGCAAAAUCUAUUGUGGUAUGCAUUUGCUUAACUUGUAAAAUGUUAAAGAAAAAUAUUUCACAUGAGAAAUUUUUAUUAUGUUUUAUCAUGGUAUAAUUUGUAAAAAUAAAAAUAAAUCACAAAAGAAAUUAUGGAAGCAUCUUAUAUGAGUAUUUGUCAUAUCCAAGGUGCAAAACUGCAGUUAAAGUGCUCUGAAGAUUGAAUGUGUUUAUUUAAAUGUGGCCUCUUCUGUGUCAAAUGUUAAAUGAAAUAUAAACAUAUUGUUGUUUUUAAAAA